GUCGAACCUCCAAGUACUCCACAAGAUCAAGUACUGUGGUGCACACUCCACGGCCACCAAUAUGAUGUCAUACUCGUGAUGCACCUUAAUAGCUGCGAGUAUGCUGCGGAGCUGCACGCCCCUUGCCUUGCAAUCACUUCGCGCUUUUCACCAAUGUCCUACCCUUAUUACCAGUCAACUCUAAAUGGAUGGGGAAGCAACCAAUUACAAUUUGGCCGUCCUCCCCCGAUUCAGUUUCAACCACAGCCUUCAUCCCACGCACCACAUAUAGACCCUACGAUCUUCAAUCAGGUCUAUGGCAGAAUGUUUAAUGCAGAUGUGGCCCCCGUGGGUGUAGGUAUCAAUGAGGCUCGUGUAUGGCACCGACGGGGAUAUGGUGGUCUUUGUGCGAUUAGUGCGUUGUCUCCUCAGGAAAUUGGAUAUGCCUCGGCCUACGAAGCAUACCGGUUCUGGAUCCAUAAUAUCGCGCUCUAUGAGCCUUUCGGCGCAGAAAUUGAGCGCCAGAAAGAAGCAUUCACAGGACUUGCCAUUGCAGAAGCCAUCAAGAUGUAUAUGAUCUCAAACCCGGCUGAUACGGACUAUUAUAUACCAGCGUGCGAAGCUGCUGCAGCGACUGCAUUGCAUAUAUUCGACGAAAAUUCGUCGGGUUCCUCCAGAGGUGAUAUAGGUGCUGGGAUGGGGUACGAUACCGGAAUGGACGAUUCGGAACGCCCGGGAUGGACAGGUUCUGGCAUGGCUGGCGUGAUUGACCCACAUGCCAUUGACUAUGAUGCACCAUAUUUACGCCAGAAGACUGGGAGACACAGGCGGCUCUCGAUGUCAGCCCCACAUAGCGCUGCAGGAGCAUAUAGCCCUAGAGCGAGAUCGGUUAUGGGUGGGAUUGGGAGCUCGCCUUACUUGGGCACUGCACCUAGCAUGGGCAUGGGGGCGAACCCUACAAUUUAUGGUGGUGGGAGCCCCCUGGUGGGCGGAAAUGGAAUGGGAAUUACAGGAACGCAUGGAGGUGUUUACCCUGCUUAUGGUGCUGGGUCCUCUGUGUAUGGAGGAGCAUCUCCGGUACAUGCGCCACCCAUUUACGGCGCGUCUUCGCCUUACACCGGCACCCCCAAACAUCACAACGGUUUGCCCCGAAGACGCCACAGGUCAUCUAGCACACACUAUAACAGGCGUGCGCGGAGUGCCGAGCCCGGUAUGAUUGCAUACACUGACGCGAUGGGUGGUCCUACCUCCAACCAUGCUAUGGCAGUAGGAGGACUGACACGAGGUGCAGUGGGCGGUUUCACAAGAGGAGCUAUGGGAGGCGCCUCAAUCGGUGCGUCUAGUCCUAUGGGGGGCGGUGUGGGUGGUUUCUAUGGUGGUCCUAACAAGGGCUACGGUUACCCGGGACACAAAAGCAUAUAUCGAUACUAACGCGCUUCAGACUGUGAUAUGUUACCUUUAACAUUCUCAAUAGUGUAUAUAUACUUAGGAAUCAAUGUAUCCCGACACAUGGCACUUAACCGCAAUACGUAUCUGGUUUUCGUUCAUUUACGAAAGUACACAUCGUCCGACCAACUGGACCACUUCUCGGCGGCUUCGAGCAAUAAUUCCCCCUUCUGUCUUGCAGAUUCCAAGGCGACC
This is a messenger RNA of Suillus subalutaceus, 1620 nucleotides long. RefSeq lists its product as uncharacterized. The transcript is spliced from 9 exons. NCBI's taxonomy places the organism in Eukaryota, Fungi, Basidiomycota, Agaricomycetes, Boletales, Suillaceae. The record is from RefSeq and is a predicted model, not a curated record. The coding region runs from base 154 to 1410 and encodes 418 amino acids.